Messenger RNA from Periconia digitata, 3227 nucleotides. The record is from the annotation of a GenBank genome assembly. Lineage: Eukaryota; Fungi; Ascomycota; Dothideomycetes; Pleosporales; Periconiaceae.
CUUCACAAAUCACUGGUAGCGCUAUGGGUGCCGUGGAAAAUGCAGUGGAAGCUGCUGGACAAUUCAUAGGUCCUUUCAUCGGAAAAGGGUCUAGAGGGGAGAACGGAGGAAAGGAUGAUCAGCUUGUGGAAACGGCUUUGUCACAUCUUCAAGCAAUCAAUGCCGCCGAACAAGCCGCUGAUCCAAAUGCUCCUUACGAUGGCUCUCUAGUCGGUGUCGUAUAUGGACUGCUCGAUCUUGCCACAGCCUUCGGAAUCCUUCCUCAUCUAUCUUCCGGAGUCGAGUUCGGCCAACGCCCACAGUCUGUCUUGAUAGGGACGGUCUCUACACGACUUUCCCGUGACGAGAAAAAAUUAUCAUACGUAAUAGAAUCCUUACUUCCCAUACUUAAACAAAACGGUUCUGGUAUUCAGCCUCUUCUAAGCCAGAGAGCUUUUCCAGAUAUUGUAUGCGCCCUUGCGGAACUCGCUUUCUCGCCUCAAACAGACAAGGAAACACACAGCAUAUACAAACCACUUUACGAAAGUGUGCUCGCCGACAUUCCUACCUCAAGAUUGCUGCCUGUUUUAACAUCCUUGCUGCAGCAAGAUGUUCCUUCGUGGUGGAGACCAAUCUUAUCGAAAGAGCUGGCACUCGUUCCACUUCGAUCUCAUGGCGUUCGUCACACGAUUGAAUUCCUAUCACUAUCUUAUCUCUCCAAGAACUCUCAAGUGCCAAAAGAUGCUUCGGGAUCGCAAGCUCAGAUUCCUUUGCCUCUGGAGGCCAUUACCCAGGCAUCUCGACUACUGGCAUCUGUCCCGAGUGGUAUGACCCAGGAUGAGUGGUUUACAAAACUUGCCCCCCAGCUUUUCAUUCUACUAGACGGAACUGAAGGUAAAGAAUUGAGCCGAGCAGCUGGGCAGAUCAUAGCCGGUGGAAUACUCAAUAAGAAGAGUACAGGCGCACCGAAAACAAUCGGUUGGGAACUAUUUGCCAGACCAUUGCAAACAGCCGUUUCCCCCCAGGUAUUAGAGACUGCGCAGUCGCACACGGCCACAGGGCACCAUGUUCUGGUCAAAGAACAGCAUCUUCGAUUGGCAUUGAGAAGACUUGCCACCAUCGCCUCUUCAUACUCGCACGCUGGCCUUUUGAAACGUCUAGUAGGACCUGUAUGCCUUUCUAUUUGGGGAAUCAUGUGCCAUGCGUCUUCACGACCUGCUUUAGACAAGGGGUGGUUCCAACUGGCUCAUGCAAUCUUACUUCGGUAUUUGACAUUUGCUUGUGAACCCCGACGAAUUGACAAUAUAGCGAAUAACUUGUUCUGGAAUGGUGGUGGGACAUGGACCUAUGGUGCUGGAGCUCAAGGUGGUAUCGAAAUUCGACAACGAUCCAACACGGACAACAGUAUAACAGCAAUGGAAAAUAUCAUCAGCCGCAUAAGCAACCUCGAAAAACCAAUCAAUCUGUUGGUGUCCCUUCUCGUGGAGGCCGAUAUCGAAGAUGAAAUAGCCGGAGAAAUCUUCCUACAAACCACAAAGAAAUGGCUGUCCCCAGUCCAAAGUGGCAAAUCCUCUCUUACAUACGAGCAGGACUCAGAUCCACUGGCCGCGCUCACUAAUGCCAAACUCUCUGAGGCUUUGGCCGAUAAGCUCAAAGACAAGUUUGUCCGGAGUCCACAGCAUAUCAUCGAGCUCACAGGUCAGCUACUUCAGAAUUAUGUCGAUGAGCACAAAACUCGAUCAAAGACAUUGAAGGACUCCAGUAAAGCAACUCGAGCCAACUUACACAACCUUGUGCAAUCUCCGCCGAACAUUGGGCGUGGAGGCGAAGGCGAGUCGGAUGAUCUUGCUUCAUUCGCUCUUAGUAUUCUUCAUACAAUUGUAUCCUCCUCAGAAUUUAUCAGAACUCCCGCAACCACCCAACAACUCGAUGCAAUAACGACACCACUGCAAUAUCUCACCAAAGCCCAUCCUUCAAAUCCCAUCGCGUCUCAAAUCGUUCACUCUGCAACAAAUGUGCUUGAACUUCUCGAACCAGCAACCGCCUCAAUCCUCCCAACAGACCCCUUGAUUGCCCAUCGCGAAUCCCUCAAAGCUGCCCUCGCCGAUCUAACGUCUCCCGAACCCCCGAUCCGAGCCUGGUCUGUUUCAACUCUUGGAAACCUCGUCAAAGAUCCAUCCGCCUUCCCAGCAAUCGAUGUGCCCUCUUUGGCCCACGCUCUUCUUUCCGCUUCCAUCGCCGACCCCGAAACCUACGUGCACACAGCAGCCAUACCCAUUGUUGUUGACCUUGCGAUCCGCGCGCCGAAUCCCACAGUCCGCAUCAUUAUCGACGCUUUCACUGACAUCGAUGAGCGGUCCCUGCGCCUUAAGAAAGAGAAGGAGCUCGAAGAAGCGCUUGAUUAUCGGCUCCGUGUAGGCGAGAUUUUGAAUGAUCUAGCUUUGAGCGACGCGUUCUGGAUGUCUUCUUCAUCGUCAGCGUCGUCUUCGAGGUACCCGAGCUUGAAAUCCAUCGUGGAGGCCACCCUCUCUAUUGCAUCUCGUCGCGGCGCCCGCAAGCAAACGCUCGCGAAACGUCACCAGCGUGCGGAUGCUGAGCUUAAAAUGCAGCAAGAGGGUGAAGAGGCGUGGGGUGGUCCGAUUCCUAACCUCAUGGACCCAGACGCGGAAAAUCCUGUAGAGCAAGCGGAGCGUGAUGCGUUGUUCAAAAUCGUUGAGGGGUGGGAGAGCACAGGGGUGGAGGAGGAUGUGCGUAUUCGCGCUUCCGCUCUGAGCAUUUUAGGCAGUGUGUUUGAAAAGAGAUUGGAGAUGCUCAGUCAAAUAUCGGUUGAUGCGGGAUUGCAGAUGGUGCUACUCAUACUAAGCAUGGAAACUGGAGAAGUGAAGGGCUUACUCAGGCGUGCUGCUGUGUUGGUGAUCAUGGGGCUGCUUAAAGGUAUGGAUGAGUUGCUAGAAAACGGAAGGGAGAGUGUUGCGGGAAUGGGUGCGAAGCAGAUGGAGGAAGUGGAGCGGGUGGUGCGAUGGGUUAGUAGUGAGGACUCAGAUGGACUCGUGAAAGACCACGCACUAAGUGUGCAGGAAGGGCUCGAGACUUGGAGGCUGAAGAAACUGUACAGGAUCAACGAUGAGGGGGUUAGAUUGGGCACCAAUCUUGGGCUGGAGGGCGAGAUAAAAGGAUUGGAUAUUCGGCCGUUGCAAGGCAACGAAACAGGUCAAAAGAACAGAUUAAUGGUGGAGGAGAUUGAGUAG